AUGGCGCGACGACCCCUCGUCCUCCUCGCCCUCCUCGCCAUGACCCUCGCAGUCGCCUCAGCGGUGCUGGGCGGCCACAGUGAGAGGCUCGGCGAGUGGGGACCUAUCCCAAACGUGAAGGAUGCGCACAUCCAGGAGCUGGGAGGGUGGGCGGUGCAGCAUGCGAGCCUGGCUAGGAACGGGCUGUGGUUUCGCCGGGUCAUGCAUGGCGAGCAGCAGGUGGUCUCCGGCAUGAACUACCGCCUCUUCAUCGACGCGGAGGAUGACUCCGGCAAGAACGCGCCGUACCUCGCCGAGGUCUACGAGCAGUCCUGGACCAAAACCCGCCAGCUCAAAUCCUUCAAGCCAGCUGCGAACUAA
This is a messenger RNA of Triticum turgidum subsp. durum (durum wheat), 360 nucleotides long. Lineage: Eukaryota; Viridiplantae; Streptophyta; Magnoliopsida; Poales; Poaceae. The record is from the annotation of a GenBank genome assembly.